UUGGAUCCCAGGGAGGAGGAGCCUCCGGGGACGGGACUCAAACAAAGGAAACAUAAGCAAACUGACACUGAGCACGCAAGGAGGGAGCCAGGAACACACAACCUUUACUACUCUACCAUCCACUAGUAACCCCUGGGGUCAACGACUAGAAGGCUUUUACUCGGUGGCCCUGUUACGUAAGGAGCCCAGCGGUGGACAGGUUUGUGAAGAAGGACCGUGCGUGAGCGUUGGGGAUCCUGUGUGUGAGAUCACGGCUCUGCCAUCUGCGACUGGGAGUGUGUAAGCGUGUGUGUGUUUGUGUGUACCUGUGUGUGUUUGGGAUGGCAAAGCGGGGCUGGAAUAAUCAACAGCUCUGCUCGUAGCUCAGUGUCAUGGGGGGUUGUCAAAGUUACCCCUCAGCAAGUGAGACGGACGCCAUCCACGACUCUUCGGACCCGAAUCACGAAAAACUGGGGAUUGAUAACAACAACCAGGAGCAGCGUCCGUAUCUCCAGAAGCAGAACGUCAGCCUGAGGAUCCCCCACGCCGACAUGUCCCUCCUGACCACCCGGCCCCCCGGCGUCGACGAGGCAGAGUGGCUCGCAACCAACACGAUAGCGUUCUUCAAGAACAUCAACCUGCUCACCAGUGCUAUGUCCGAGUUCUGUACUCCAACCACCUGCCCUGUGGCCUGUGGGCCAGGCAGCACGGUUUACGUGUGGACGGACGAGCAGGGAAAGAAGCUCAAGUGUUCGGCGCCGCUGUACUUCGACUACGCCAUGUGCUACGUCCAGGACCUCCUGGGAGACGAGGACGUGUUCCCCACCAAAUCAGGCACGCCCUUCCCCAGAGGCUUCGUGUUCCUGGUCCAGAAGGUGUUCCUGCUGCUGUUCCGCACGCUGGCCCACUUCUACUGGUCCCACUACCGGGAGACGCUGGCGCUGGGCCUGCACCCCCACCUCAACACCCUGUUCGCCCACCUCACACACUUCUGCCGGCAGCACGCGCUGCUGGAGCCCGAGGACACCGCGCCCCUGCAGGACCUGGUCCGGGCCCUGGAGGGGCGCGGCUACAGCUGAGGGCCCCCCCCACACACAGGGGGCCCCCCACACACACAGCGGGCCCCCCACACACACAGGGGGCCCCCCACACACACAGGGGGCCCCCCACACACAGGGGGCCCCCCACACACACAGCGGGCCCCCCACACACACAGGGGGCCCCCCACACACUCAGGGGGCCACCCACACACACAGGGGGCCCCCCACACACUCAGGGGGCCCCCCACACACACAGGGGGCCCCCCACACACUCAGGGGGCCACCCACACACACAGGGGGGCCCCCACACACACAGGGAGCCCCCCACACACUCAGCGGGCCCCCCACACACACACACACACACACAGUUAUACACACACACACACACACUCACUCACACACACACACACACACACACACACACACACACACACACACACACACACACACACACACACACACACACACACACACACACACACACACACACACACACACAAACAGUAACACUGACAAACACACACAGUGGCACAAUCACACACACACAUACAGUUAUACACACAAACAAACACACACAGUUAUACACACCCAGACACAAACACACACACACAGUAACACUGACAAACACACACAGUGGCACAAUCACACACACAAACACACAGACACACAGACACAGACACACACACACACACACAAUUGCACAAUCGCAAACACAAACACAAACACACGUACACAAACGGUAACACUGACACACACACACACACACACACACUAGCAUACAAAAACACCCUGCAUCACGAUGGCCGUUUCAAUGGUUCACGCAUUUGAUGUCACCUAUGUCUACGACAACGUCUCUACAAUGGACAGGUGGUCUGUGUGUGAGAGGGCCAAUAGCGGACACACCCAACGGCUUCAUGCACUCCAUAGGCCUGUAUUCACUUCUGGCAAACGAUGAUGUUAUUGCUUAUGUAUUCAUGUGUAACAAAAUGGCUCCAACUGUCAUUAUCUUUUUUUAUCCGUUUUCCUCAUGGCUAUAAUGAAAUAUAACAUUUAAAAAUAUAUAUUUGUUGUAGGCCUAAUAAGACAUAAGGACAUUUGGAAUAAAUGUAAAGGUUUCUUGAGAACGAGUCAAAAGACAGUGUAGCUGACGAAAUGCUUAAUGAAAUCUGCAAAAAUUCAAAUGUAUUCAAACGACGUUGGCCGAUGUUGGCAAUGGGGAAUAAUAUGCCAACGUUUUUGUUUGUCUCUUUUUGUAAAGACACUUUGUUUAUGUUACAAUUGUGACGGUUUAUUUUUUUUCACAUUGUCCACUAAUUUAAUAUCCACAUUAAGGGAAAAGGCGUAGACUGUAGGUCCUGUUUAAAUAUCGAAGUUGGUUAUUUUGCCUGUGAUUUUAAGCCAUAUUGCUCCAGAGAAGUUUCUACAGUAGUUGUUGAUCUUUCAUUUUGACAGUGUGUCCGGUGUUUGGUGUCUUCCCUGAUGAUGGAUUUAAGUGUUUGGAGAAGGUUUGGACAUGUGGGAUUGGUACCUGUCCUCGAGCACUAGAAGAGCUUACCCUGCUCCCAGGACAGUGGAAGCUGCACGUCUAUCACACAGGAGCUAGGGACAACUACGCAGAGUCCUUACCUGAGCCCUGAAUGAAUCGACGUUCCCAGAAUUAGUCGACAUCUUUCCUGAGUCACGGUGACUCUACAUUGGGUUCUGGACCAACCUUCCUGGACAAGAAGAAAGACAGAGAGAAUAUAACAAAAUCAUGGAUGUGGUGUACAUGGAGCAUCUAUUGAAAAACCUUAUCGAUUGUCCCUUGAUGAGAGAAGGGAUAUCUAUGCAAUACGUUAUAACUCAAACUAUAUGUUUCACAAAUGAUUUGUGUGUUUAUGUGUUGUGAUAACCCACUAUUGUUAAAGCUAAUGAAUUAUCACUCAUUCCAGAACAUCUGUGAAAGACUUUGCCGGGACCAAACCUAAACUGGUAAAAUAACAGUAGUAAUUCACAACCAACACAACGCGACAGCCAAAUAUGAAAGAGCACUGACUGAAAUCAACAUUGUAUCCUGGAGGCCUAUUGGCCUACUGUCACCUAGAGUGGCCUUUGGUUCCAACUAUGGUAGGGCCUAUAAAAUACUCAUAUCAAACUAUUUAUAGGACCCUCUCCAGAAUGUUGACAUACAGCAAUAUGCUGUUCAAUUCAUAUUUAUUCAAUGAUGAUUUAUAGUUUUCUUUGUUGUCCUCAACACUAUAUAUCUAUCUGUCUCAGAGAUAUAAAAAUGUAAUCCUUGUUGAAUGUCACUUAUUCCAUUUAAUUUGAAGUCAAUUUAAUGCUACUGCAAUUUAUCACAAUAACACGAAGGGCUUCACCUGGCUGGUCAACAUGACAAAAACGUCUUCAGGAGCAAUGAAUGCGUAGGCCUAACUGUCGACUUGCUAUGAACUGCUAUGAACUUGGGAGCUGGGAAACUUUUCCUGGUUGUAAUCCUAUAAAGUAGGCCUUCAUAAGGUGGCAUAUCGAGGUCAUGUGGCCGGUGUUUUUAAAUGACUGCAGUCAGUAAUGUGAAUAUGCAAUUAUUCUUUUGAGAAUCCGAAACACUGACGAACAUGGGCAUCAUAAUCAAUGUGGAAGAAUCCACAAUGGUAACUGUCGAUAGGAGAAUCUAUCGACAUCUAACUACAUCCCGCUGCAUUCGAUAUGCACCUCCAUUACAUUACAUUACAAGAUACAUUUCUUAUGAUUCAUACUGUACAUAUUUGUGUUUGUUAAAAAACAGCCUAGUGUAUAAAUGGGACACUGGCACUCUUUGCACAGCCACUGCAUGUGUAUUUAUCUAUGGUUUAUCGUUUGCAUAUGAGGUGUUGCGGGAAAGGUCUUGAAGACAAUUUAGCCAAUUUAACACCUAAAGUCAAAACUUGGGAACAACUUUUCUACACGAUAUUAGAGUGAAUAAGGGGACACAAGUGAAAGGUUCAAUGUAUUAAUUUUUACAUUUAAAAACCAUAAACCAUUAUAAUAUUUCAAAUGAAAUACUUAUCUAACGAUAAGUGAGUGAGUGAAGUCUGCUAAUGCCAACUAUGUCCUGGAUAGGAACAUUGAGAUUUUCUACAUAAAUGUUGAUUCUUCUCAGGAUAGCUGUAGGUCACUUUCCAAAAAAAAAAAUCACCAGCUAAAUCACUUCAUGUUGGGCAUAAACAUUAACCACUGUGGUGCCAAGUCUGUUAAGUAUUUAAAAAAAUAAAUAAUUGUCAACAAAGUAACGUGCAAAAAUGCCAUCCUAAAAAGAAGGCUUGUGAAACUCACUUUGGCAAAACUCGCUCGUUGAUGUCCUUCUCGGCUUGGUUCCCCCAUGACAUGAUUGAAAACAAAAUAAGUGCUAGCCUUGGCUUAAUAAUAAUAAUAAAUGAAAAUAGUUUCCAGUCUAUACUUUAACUCUGCUGUAACUCAUUCUCCACUUCCCGAAGCACCUCAACAGCCGAACUAUUUUAAUAAUCUCCCCCGAAAGUACUAUAAAAUAAUAAGUUCGGCGCUUUUAUUUAAUUUUUAGUCGACCCUGGCUUGCCUCUUCCGGCUGAGUUUGUCUGGAGGGGCAAGAGGGGCUCUAGCCCCACCAGCCCAAUGCAAUGUGUAUUGGACUUGAAACAUUGAAAUGCGCAUGCUCUGAGUGUUUCUCUGUUGAAGUGGACGGAGACUAUUUUACUUACUGGUGGGGCUAGCCUAUAUGUCCAUGGUGUGGACUUGGGACCGUUAAAUAUCCCAGGAUGCAUUUCGCAUUUCGCAUUUCGCAUUCGUGUUUUAAAAUAUCAGUGUGUAAGCUAUAAAAUAGGCUAUAUAGGAACAUUUGAAAAGUAUAACAAAGAUGGAGGCCUAUUCAACAUAUUUGCAUACUAUUAUUUUAAAAUGAAAGAGGGCUUGUUUAUUGUAUAAGUCGCUGAUGGAGGAAAACCCAUCGCAACAGAAAUCCCGAUCGGAUCCAUGUGAGUGUGUGUGUGUGU
Gadus chalcogrammus (walleye pollock) is the source of this 5002-nucleotide messenger RNA. RefSeq names its product MOB kinase activator 2. Gene Ontology annotation, cellular component: nucleus; cytoplasm. The coding region runs from base 372 to 1058 and encodes 228 amino acids. Lineage: Eukaryota; Metazoa; Chordata; Actinopteri; Gadiformes; Gadidae. Gene Ontology annotation, molecular function: protein kinase activator activity. The record is from RefSeq and is a predicted model, not a curated record. Gene Ontology annotation, biological process: signal transduction; positive regulation of protein phosphorylation. The transcript is spliced from 5 exons.